CUCAGAUUGUGUAGUAGAGUAAAAAUUGUACAGAUUAUAUAAAUGUGCAAAGAUUAAUAUCAGUCAGGAUGAAAAAUUUCUCUGAAGUGACGUAUUUUCAUAUGUCUGCUUACUAUGAAAUGGAAGAGCUGAAGCCAUUGUACUUUUUCAUUUUCCUUAUGAUAUACAUCAUCAUUAUUGUUGAAAAUGUCAUCUUAAUCAGUGUGAUUUAUCAUGAAAAAAGCCUGCAUGAGCCCAUGUACUUGUUGGUGUGUAACUUGGCAGUGAAUGGUCUGUAUGGAAGCACAGCUUUACUGCCAGCAGUCCUGAGCAACCUGUUGUUACGCUCAUAUGACAUAUCUCUGGCACUUUGUCAGACACAGAUCUAUGCAGUACACACAUAUGCCAUAACUGAAUUCACAAUUCUUGCAGCGAUGAGUUACGACAGGUAUGUGGCCAUUUGUUAUCCACUGCUUUAUCAUGCCAUCAUGUCACAAAGACUUGUUAAACUGAUUGUUUUUACCUGGCUCUUUCCCUUACUUGCCUUUUUAAUUGUUUUUUUUUUCACUCUUCAGCUUAGGUAUUGUGAAAGAACAAUUGAAAAGUUGUACUGCAUGAAUUACAUUUUAGUCAAACUGGCCUGUUCUGAUACAUCUACUGUCAACAUAAUCGGUCUGUUAUCUGUAGUUGUGUACACAGUUCCACAGAUUUGUAUGAUAUUUUAUUCAUAUGCACACAUCCUAAGUGUAUGUUUAGCGUCAUUCAGCAAGUCCAAGCUCAAAGCCCUCCGGACAUGCACUCCCCACCUACUAGCGAUAGUUAACUACGCAAUAGGUUGCUUUUUAGAAAUAGCACUAAGUCGAUUUAACACAACUGACCUUCCUUACCAAACCAAGUUGUUUCUGUCUUUGUACUUUUUGAUAUUUCCACCACUUCUUAAUCCAGCCAUCUAUGGGUUGAGUAUUCAUUUUAUAAGAGCACGACUGUUCAGGCUUUUCAGCAGAAAAAGGAGGAUAGAAGCAAAUUAGUAAAGAUUAGAGUGAUGCUGCUGCUCUGCUUCAAAAUGUGUCCUGAAACCUAUGGCAUGUGGAGUCUUUUGUCUCUCUUUGUUAUUUAAUCCCAAUUUCUUUUUCAUUUACUGAGACAAAACUAUACCAGACAGCACAAAGAAAAAGUAGUCUUAAUUCAUGUUAUACCACGUAGAAUUCCUGUUGCAUAGCUGGCUGAAGCUGAGACUUUGUGCAUAUGAUGAAUUGAGUGUUAAUCAGUUUGUCUAAACCUUUGCAGGACAAUAGAUUAUAAUGUAUUUGUACAGACAUUAUUUUAAUCUUCGCCUCACUGCUUAUUGAGAUAUAUCACUAGAACGUUUCUUUUUACUGAAUGGUCAAAUAUUUUUGGUACAAGUAAAUGCAAACAUUGACUAAUUCAAAUGUUUACGUUUUGACGUCCAGUCUUAUGUUUUUUAGGUAUUAGAUCAGACAAAUUUAAUCUGAAGUGUAGUGUUCAUAGCACCUUAGUCACAUUACUGUAACAUCAUUUAUGUAAACUCAUUUCAGGCUGCCUAUAAGUGCAUAGAAAUAUUGAUCUUCUUUCAAGUAGAAAGCUUGAUAUAAAUUCCAACACAGAUAUGUGUAGAAGUUCUUCUUGAAUAACUUGCUAAAGUUAUUAAAGCAUAUUAUCAUGAAUCAUCAGUUGCUGCAUCUGUUAUCUUGUGUUGUUCACUGAAAUAUUUUAGUUACAAAAAAAUCAGGAAGGGAUCUUGAUAUGAACUUUUGAAAAUUGGCAUUGAAUGUUGAAUGUGCAAUAAAAUGUAUGGGAAAGAAGAUUCAUUUCAAUGCAUCACAGUUUCAAAUAACUUUUUACAUGUUAUAUGAAUUAUAAAAUCUUUAAUUUGGGCCAAAUCCAAUGGGUUUAUAAACACAAUGACUGUAACAUUUACCUAAGAUUAUUUCACCGUUUAAUUAGUGGGACCUAAUUGCUUACCAAUUUAAAUAACAUUUGCACUUUUAGCAUCAUUUUCUAUCAUUAUCC
This is a messenger RNA of Labrus mixtus (cuckoo wrasse), 2010 nucleotides long. RefSeq names its product olfactory receptor 52Z1P-like. Gene Ontology annotation, biological process: G protein-coupled receptor signaling pathway. The record is from RefSeq and is a predicted model, not a curated record. Lineage: Eukaryota; Metazoa; Chordata; Actinopteri; Labriformes; Labridae. The transcript has a single exon. Gene Ontology annotation, molecular function: olfactory receptor activity; G protein-coupled receptor activity. Gene Ontology annotation, cellular component: membrane. Bases 69 to 1007 code for a protein of 312 amino acids.